Molecule: messenger RNA, 769 nt
Organism: Cannabis sativa
Lineage: Eukaryota; Viridiplantae; Streptophyta; Magnoliopsida; Rosales; Cannabaceae
Exons: 5
Coding region: 96-662 (188 amino acids)
Source: RefSeq, a predicted model, not a curated record
GUGUUGUAGGAGAAGAUGAACAGGGAGUGGUGGUGGUGGGUCCAGGUGGAGGUAUUGAUAUCAUCUAGUAACAGGCAUCAACUGUGGAGAGGAUAAUGAAGAAUUUACGGUUCAAAAUCACUAAGUUGAGGCAAUCUUUGGAAGAAUCUAGGUCAGACACUGAUCGGUUGCAGAGUCUUACAGACAAACAAGCUCAAACUAUUGAAGAAAACAAGUUAUACAUCAAGAAGUUGGAGGAAAGAGAGAGGGUGCUGACUCAAAAUGUUGAGGAAUUCCUAUUGGAAAUUCAGGAAACUGAAGCAGAGGUAACUAGAUGGAGAGAAGCUUGUGAAUUAGAAGUUGAGGCUGCAAAAACUGAGAUUCAAGAACGCGACAAAGUGAUUGGCAUUCUGAAACAAGAGUUAGAGAAAACAAUGGCUUCUUUGGACAUAUCAAAUGGCAAACUAAAGCUGAAAGAAGAACUUGUUGCUGCAGCCAUGGCUGCUCAGGCUGCAGCAGAGAAGUCCUUACAACUAGCUGACAGCAGAUCUGCAGGGCUCCGUGAGAGGAUAGAAGAGUUGUCCAGGAAACUAGAAGAAGUAGAAAGUCGAGAGCGGCAUAGUUUUAUUAUGUCAGUACCUCAUUUUAUAAUUGAUGAUAAAUGUUACAAAUACUUUUAUUAGAUUUAUUAGACAUUGCAUGAGCUUUUAUCAUGUUAUUUUGUACUUAGAUUUUAUAAAAUUGUAAUGACAUUAUUGGGAUAUAGAAUAUGUAUUAUAAAUUUUAAUAA